Cephus cinctus (wheat stem sawfly) is the source of this 3311-nucleotide messenger RNA. RefSeq lists its product as uncharacterized. Lineage: Eukaryota; Metazoa; Arthropoda; Insecta; Hymenoptera; Cephidae. The transcript has 5 exons. The record is from RefSeq and is a predicted model, not a curated record. The coding region runs from base 2126 to 2614 and encodes 162 amino acids. Gene Ontology annotation, cellular component: membrane.
CUACUCCGUUGACAGUUCAGUCGACUGCGCAGAUCUUUAAAAACUCCCGUCUCGAUCCGUCGAUUGCAGCGCGAUCUGGAAGGUAUUUAAGGUACCUAGCGGAAAUGACGGAGGCCACAAUUAGUCCGGAAUGGCCUUGGCGAACUAAUUUCGUAGCGUAUCGAAAUGGACACUUUGUACCUAUGCUUUAGUCUAGUUUUAAUCCGUCUACAUCGCAAACAUGGCGAUCGUUCGCUUGGAUUUUAAAGAAGACAACAAUGAUUACGGAAUGGAGAUUGAAAAACAAGCAAAUUUAUGUUACAUUUUUACUCACGAAUUGUUUCAGUUCCGAUAUAUAUUAAAUUCGUCGACGUGAGUAUCCGUGGAAUUAGCACAGUGCGAACGUGGCUUAAGGAUUGAUGCGAAGAACGUUUUAUUCUCCAAGUCGUAGCGAAUGAUCUCCUGAAAAGCAAAGAGAACCAAAAUACGUUAAAUAAUACACUAUUGAAGUAAGACAUUCAUGCACGAUGGUUUGCGUAUCAAAGGGACUCAUAUAUUAAUAUUUAAAUGCAUAAAUACAUCGAAAUUACGAGAGAACGAGUCUACUAUUUUGCUAUUGUUCAUCUAUCUCUUUCUAAAAUUAGACCUUAAAGUAAUAGGAUACAAACUUUUUCUUUUUUUUUUGUUAUCUAAUCUUCAUUUUUCCCUAGCAUGGAAAUCGUCCAAUUUCAAUAUUGUUCGUAUUUAUUCAUGAACAUUGGACAUUCUUUUUUUUUUAAAUUACCCUUAUAAAUAGUACAAUCAUUGUUCAUCGACAUCGCUCAAAUGAUUUAAAUGUGCCAGCGCCAUCUUGAAAUUUUGUAUGGACUUCAACAUUUACGGACCAGUUAAAGUAUUUAAGAAAUAUUCGUAUCGAAAUAUUGUUUAAUUACGAAGUGCCUUAUCGUCUUUCACCGUUUCAAGAUGUAGUCGGUAAAUUUACUUUUUUUACGCAUAAUUCUACCACGUUAGUUUUACGACACGUCAACAUACGAUGAAGUGUUUCUUUUGAAAACUAUGAUGUACCACCCGGUUCUUGUUGUUCGAAAAUAAUAUUUAUAAUUUAUCAUAAUAAAUAUCGGCACGUUUAUAUCGGACAACUGAUUGUACAAUGAGAAUUAAAAUAAUAAUAACUAAAUAUUAAAUGUACAGGCUUGUCCGUAAUUUUAAUAUUCUAUUGUAUAAUCAAUAUCCAUCCUAUUUCAUUUUCAUUAUUACUUUUUUUGUAUAUUGUCGUCGUGACGCCGAUAUUGUAUUUACACAAAAUUACUAUAGCAUCAAAAUGCAUUUACCUAAUAACCUAACAAGCGAUUCUAAUGAAAGUAUCGUACAACGUAUUAUUUGUGAAAAAAGAGGAAAACCUAAUACACAUAUAUCGUUCUUAAUUAUGUAUUAUUAUAUCAUAUAUAUAUUACAGAUAUACAUACAUACUGUUUGAUAUUCUAAUUCUCUCUUAUUGUUCUCUAUACUCUAUUCGUUAAAUUUUAUUUAUUUUCCAAGCUAGGAAUUUUAAUCAAUAAAAUAUCGAACGCGUUCCAGUACUUCAAUUUUUAUUAUGUAUGUACAUACAACGUGUUAACCUCCCAACCUAUGCUACUGUGUAUUUGACACCUGUGAAUAGAUCCUAAUACUGUCAUCGAUGUAAAAGACAGAUACUGGAAUUAUUGAGUUUCAAGAAUUCGCUUAGUUACCUUGAAAAAGUAAUGUGAAAUUUCAAUACAUAAAAUUCCAAGGCUUAUGUACACGGAGUAGCAUAAAUUUCAAACAGUGUUUAUACGUUCAAAAUUUGAUGAAUGAUUUUGAAAUAAAAAUGUAUGCAUACAAUUGUAAAUAAUUUAAUUAUUUCCAUUAUUUAUACACAGAAACUUUAUAUCCACCUGUAUUGCCAUGUGCGAGACUGCAUAUCAGCGCUUAUCAAUAAUUGUCUUACACCCUUUAUAUCUUACGUAUGUAUUUCGGUGGUGCGUGUGGCGAUAUGAUAUCAUCAAUGACGUCAACCUACUGUACGGUGAGCGUCAGGUUAUAACGCAAGCGUGCAUUUCAGUCAAUCGCGGGCAGCCGCCGGAUCUCAACAACUCUUCCAUAAGAUUCGUCAAGCAGCCUUCUCAUGAUGUCUCACUCGGUAACUAUUAGGACGGCGACGGUAACAUCGAACUCGUCAGCCAUCAUUAUCAACACUGGCUAUCUAAAGUCAUUCAAUGGACUGCUAAAAUUUCUACAACUGGCUCUAGGUAUCGUCUGCGUGGGAAUUAUGGGCCAUCAAUUUAAUCAAUUAUACGUGCGCACGACUGCUGAUCUUUUCUUUUUACUUAUCGUCACGACCUUUAUGAUAGCCACGUUUAUUCUCAUUCUUUCUUGCCUGGCGUCGAUAUCCACGGAAUCUAUUAUAUCCAAAACGAUCUAUGAACUGAUAUACCAUUCAAUCGGUUUUGGCCUACUACUUGCAUGUUCCUUGACAUUGUUGGUUCGGGUGAACGACAACAAAUAUUCGAGAGAUCACGAUUUGCUGUUGGGAGCCUCAAUUUGUGGACUAGUCAACUCAGCUCUUUAUUUACUUAAUACUAUAAUGGCGGUUCGAGCUUACAGAGGACUGUAAACUUGAAAAGUAAUUUUCCAAAUUUUGUUUGGAGAUCUUUUUGACUCUGCUUUAACAAUUUAUAUGUAAUAGUUCCGCGUACUGUUUUGUGAUUCAAAUAAUAGUUGUGAAAUUGCAUAAUUUUUAUUUUUGCUAUAUUUCUACGUAUAAUCUUUUUAGAUUACGGUUUUUCAAAAAUUUUCAUUCACGUACACUGGUACUUAUUACAUAAUACAAAUAUUUUGUCUCAAAUGCUUUCGACUCCGCGUUUGAGUAAUUUGCAGAAAUUUCCUGUUCUGCAGACGAAUCGAUAGUAAAGACUGCGCCUUGAAAGGAUAUCGAAACUUGCCACGGAAAGAUCGUUCGCUAUUUUAUAUACAUGGAUUUUGAUAUUUAUAAUAUUUUUAUAUUUGUAAACUACUGUGCCAUUUGUCAACCUCGUUGAAAGAUUUUCGAAAGAAAAUUCUUCACUGCGGUGAAUCAAGAUAGCUUAUAUACAAUAACAGAAACACAAAGUAUACAAUGAAUCUUAACUAAUGAUAAUUAUAAAUGAGUAUUGCAGGGUUUCACCAUAAAUCUUCCUAUAACAAUGCCUUUAUAUUUCAUAUAAAAAUUUAUAUUUUACAUUAUAAUGAUAAGAAUGUAGAUGAAAAUUAUUUAUUGAGUGUCCAUUGUAAUAUUUAUAUUGAAUAAAAUCGACUUGUCGAAUGUAAUACAA